CAAAACGCUCCAUUCCCACGCUGAGUUUCUUCAGCCUUCAAGGCCAACAUCCUCCACUUGGCUCCUGACGCUCUGACUGUCACAGUGAGAACGGUCGCUGUUCAGUUGGGGGAAAGACGAACCUGUCAGUUCGGCGAGAGACCCCUCGCAACCAAGAUACGCUACACAAGUCUACUGCUGAGCCAGAAGCUAGAUUCCGAUUCCGAUUUCGAGCGGACAGCGGAUUCAGAAAUGCUGAGUUUGGCGGAGCUGAGUAGGAGUCCAUGAAGACCACUAGGCAGCUCGUAUCUACGCUGCGGUGUUGACUCCAAAGACAGCUGUCUCAUGUGAGCUUCACGUGGAAGUUCUCGGAAGAACUUCACGUGCCGCACGACACCAUUCUGUCGAUUAAAAUCGAAACUGACCACCGAUCAGCGUGAAAUUGAUACAAACUAUCAAGUUUGCUGCUCAAUUCGAAGCUUGCUCUUGACUGUACUACUGGCACUGAGGUCGCGGCCGUUGCUCAAAUCGGCCACGGUUGCACAGCGUUUGGGGAGAGGUGUUAGCGCGAAGGCCCCCAGGAAUAUGGAAGACUCCGUCGAGCCACCAAUCUUUGAGACGUGUUCGAGUCCUUGGGAAGACCCCCUCCUGUCACGAUUCUUUGGGUCGAGUUCGACUCCUUGGGAAGACUCCCUCGAGUCAUAUUUCCCCGAUAUUGUCGCAGCCGAAGCAACUGAGCUGAACGUGCCGCUGCUUGCCCCCUUUAGAAUUGCCACAACGAAGUUAGAAGUCGUGCGGAAUGUGGCGGUUCGAGUGGCGCUAAGGGAUGGGAGUGUUGGAUGGGGGGAGAUUCCGACACUUCCCCCGGUGACAGCCGAGGAUCAACCAACAGCUCUCAAGAAGGCAAGAGAGGCUUGUAAAUAUUUGAAAGAGCUGAAGGGAAUUCAACUGAAAAAGGUCCUUGAAGCUCUGGCCGAAAUCUGCCCGGGCCACGAGUUUUCGUCUGUCAGAGCAGGGUUAGAAAUGGCGGUGGUUGAUGCUGUAGCUCACAGCCUCCAACUACCUCUCUGGAAAUAUUUCGGAGGGUGCAGCAAGUCAAUCAGCACUGAUAUUACGAUACCAAUUUGUCCGCCAGAAGAGGCUGAAAUUCUAGCUCGCUUGUAUUAUGCAAGAGGCUUUAAAACAAUCAAGACUAAAGUCGGUGGAAGGGCAAUUUCUUUAGAUAUCGCUCUGUUGAAAGCGAUCCGACGAGGACAUCCCACCUGUUCCCUUAUCUUGGAUGCCAACGGUGGAUACGAUUCCAAAUCAGCCCUCUAUGUUCUCGACGAGCUGCAUGAAGAAGGGUUGUUACCAUGUCUAUUUGAACAGCCAGUCCCGAGAGAAGACUGGGAGGGUCUUGGCCGUAUCAGCAACAUUGCAAGACAAUUUUACGGGGUUUCGGUGGCAGCUGAUGAGAGUUGUCGAGACGUCAGCGAUGCGAAACUCAUCAUAGAGGGAGGCUUGGCUGACGUGCUUAACAUUAAGUUGGCUAAAAUGGGUCUUUUAGAAGCUAUGGAAAUAAUCAGGAUGGUGGAGAAGUCAGGGCUGGGAUUAAUGAUUGGUGGCAUGGUGGAAACGCGGCUUGCUAUGGGCUUUUCUGCGCAUCUUGCGGCUGGUUUGGGAACCUUCAGCUUCAUUGAUCUCGAUACCCCUCUGUUACUGGCUGAAGAUCCUGUCCAUGGUGGAUACGAAGCUGAUGGUGCUGAAUACAAGUUCACGAAUGACUUCGGAAGUGGCAGCUUUCUCUGAAGAUUGAUCUCUAAAUGGAUCCUGGAUUUAGAAAGAUAUAUUCUUUUCUACAACGGCUCAUUGUAGAGGAGUCGGAAGGUUGAAGUGAAGUCUGGCAUGAAGUGAAGGAACGGUUGAGGACAGGGCUUAGAAUACACCGAUUGUGCCUCUGCACUAAAUUGGCAACAGCGAAGCAUGUGCAUAGAAGAUAAAUGUUUCAGUGCCUCAUCUAGAUCUCGAUGCAAGCCAAAUCUGAAUUGAGGAAAAAACCACGAUGUAGGCCCCACCUACUGUACAGAUGAUAGAUUAGGGGCCUACAUUAACAUUUAUUCAGUGGCACAAUUUGUACAUUAGCCAACGGAGCGGUUUGGUACUAGGAGAUGUUCUAGGCGUCACUUUUUGCGUAGGUCUCAGAUCUUAAGGUUGCCUAUACUGUACUGUAAACUAUAUUGUCCACAGCGUGGGCACUGCGAACGAUCCAAGGCAUUGUUUCAACAAUAAGUAUCACGCUGUAAAUUAGGAGGAUUCUUUAUAAGAUGCAUCUUAUGUAUCCCACCACUGCAGAAAACAGUAAGCAAAUUUAUUACUUG
Messenger RNA from Marchantia polymorpha subsp. ruderalis, 2336 nucleotides. NCBI's taxonomy places the organism in Eukaryota, Viridiplantae, Streptophyta, Marchantiopsida, Marchantiales, Marchantiaceae. The record is from the annotation of a GenBank genome assembly.